This is a messenger RNA of Effrenium voratum, 1692 nucleotides long. Lineage: Eukaryota; Dinophyceae; Suessiales; Symbiodiniaceae. The record is from the annotation of a GenBank genome assembly.
GCUUGGCCGGUUCGGGUCCAAAGAUCUGACCCCCAAAAACAAAUCGCCGCGAUCGCUCGGCUCGCGCCAUGCGGCGGCUUCGCCUGGCGGACAUGGUGUUAGCGGCCCCGCUGCUUCCCAAGGUCGUAGCAGCAGAUGACUACCUGAGCCACGAACUGACCAAAGAGGAACAGCAGACGGUGGCGCUGUUUCAGCGAUGCAGCAACGCCGUGGUUCACAUCAACACCUUCAUUAGCAGGGAGAAGGUCCUCCAUGGCUUCGGCCGAGAGUUGGAGGAGCAGGGCGAGGGCAGCGGCUUCCUGUGGGAUGACAACCACAUUGUGACCAACUACCACGUCAUUAUGGACGCGGACAAGGCCACGGUGACCUUUGCAGACCACUCCUCGCAUGAGGCGUUUCUGGUCGGAGUAGAGCCCGACUGCGAUUUGGCGGUGCUCCGGUGCAAGUCCCACCCGGACAUCGUUCCCCUGCAGCGGGGCUCCUCGAAUAUGCUCAUGGUCGGCCAAAAGGUCUUCGCCAUUGGGAACCCUUUCGGCCUGGACCAGACGUUGACCAACGGCAUCGUCAGCGGCCUGGGCCGGGAGAUGCGCUCGGUGUCGGGCAGGAUGAUGCGGAACUUGGUGCAGACGGACGCGGCCAUCAACCCGGGGAACUCCGGUGGCCCGCUGCUGGACGCCCGCGGCAGGCUGAUCGGUGUGAACACCAUGAUUGCCAGCCCCUCGGGCGCCUGGGCGGGAGUGGGCUUCGCCAUUCCGGUGGACACGGUGGCGCGGGUGGUGCAGCAGAUCAUCAAGUACGGCCACGCCAAGCGCGGCUUCCUGGGGCUGUUUUUGGCCCCUGACCAGCUGAGUCAGCAGCUGUCGCGGCACGCGCGCCGCCAGGAGAUGGAGGAGAUCCAGGGAGUGCUGAUCCUGAGGAUGGAGCCUGGUAGCCCGGCUGACAAGGCGGGCUUAAGGCCGUGUCGCCAGAGCCACGGCGGCAUCGUUUUGGGCGACGAGAUCUUGGAGCUGGACGGACACAAAGUGCACAGCGUCGAUGAGGUCAUGGACCUUGUGGAUGAGAAGCAGGUGGGGGACACCCUCCAGGUGACCUUUCGCCGGCGGGACCGCCACAGCGAGAUCCUGAAGACCACGAUCCAGCUGGCCGAGUGGAGGCAGCGUGUGCCGGUGAGAUACAAAUCCCGGCUCUGAUCCGCGCUCGAUGCGUGCGCUCCGUGCGCUGGGAGCGAGGCGUCCAGUUCCGACAGCGGCUUCUUGGCGGCUGGAACUGGGAAGCUUUCGCUGAACAGCACGCCCUAUAUAUUUGAAUAUUUUGAAUUCAGUCAUGCAAGCAGAUACAGGCAGGCAUGACGUAUCUGUGCGUUUUGCACUGCAAGGCCAAUUUAAAGCUGCCAGCCGGCCAGCCGGCUUUGUUUACCAGCCUCUGGAUGUGCGCAGGCAAAGCGCUGGCACCUGUGCAUCCAUACUGGCGCUGCCUGGUGUGUCAAAGGCUCGUGCAGUGCCCUGUACAGGAUUCAACGACUGAAUCGGCAGAGACUCGAUGGACGGCGAGAUGUCGAAGCCGAGAUGUCGAGGUUUGCUGAGCUGGAGUUGGAGGAGCGCUCCUUGUCUUCGGCAUUCGUGGAGCUGUCAAGAUCCAAUGUACUGCAACAUAUUUGUUGGAUGAGCUCAAGAUUGUACUUGUGAAUCCUUU